AUGAAUACUUCUGUGAGCUUGAGAAAUCCAAUGUUUCUUUUGAGAGAACCAACCGAAACAAUCAGCGGCAACAAAUUACCAACUAACAAACAAGUACUACAAUUGUUAUUUUAUCAAACAAGAGAAGCAAAAAAAACACUUACAGCAAGUUAUCAAUUUGUUAUUGGAGAAGUUACUAAAUUUUGGUCUAGAGCUGGAAUUAAAAUACAAAAUGUUUCAAGAUGUGUAAAAAAAGUCGAAAAACUGUAUUAUAAGUAUAGAAACUUACAAAAAAAUCCAAAUCCAACAGUAGAACGCGAGUUUUCUGAGUUUCUUGAAACAUUAUUUGACAUCGCACACGGAAACGUUCAAGAUAUAGCUGAUAGUGAAGCGUUAAAGUUUUUAUUUGACCAAAAAACAGAUAGAAAAUAUCAUUUACGCGUGUGCAAAGAAAUUGGUAAUACUCGUCAGUUAUUAGAAAAACCGAUAUUCGAGCAAGAUCAUACCAAUACGACUCAAACGUCAGAUGAAAAUAUAUCCGGAAACGAUAAUAAUGUUAAUUUGAUAACCGAUGAUGAAUAUCGUUCAAAUUCAGAUGUGACUUUACCAUCAAGCUCUAAAAGUACUAGCGAGCCGCCUUUGAGUGGUGAGCAAGCUUUAAGUGGUAAGACAACUACAACUACUUCGCACCAAAGCACGCUGUCAAUGUUUGAAGUUCAAGGACGAAAUUAUGAAGCUAAAAAUGAGAGAGGAACUAUUAAUAUUUUUACUGAAGACGUUGUGGCUGCCUUAGAUAGUUGCAAUAUUUCUUAUAGAAAUUCUGUUCGACUAAUAUCAGUUAUAUCAGAAGCCCUGGGAGUUAAUACUAGUGCUUUAAUUUUGAACAAAACGUCAUUCAAUGAAUACCGAUCGAAAUUUAGAAAAGAAGCUGCUGAAUGAAUAAAACGAGAAUUUGGCGAGAUUGAAGUUGGUCCGACGGUAGUGCAUUGGGAUGGAAAGUUGAUACAUGAUGGUUUUUCUUGCAAAAAGGUCGAUCGAGUACCAAUCAUAGUUAGAAGUAAUACCAUAGAAAAAAUAUUAAGCGUACCAGCGUUACCAGAUGGGAAAGGAAUUACACAGGCACAAGCAAUUUUCAAUGUGGUUCAAGAAUGGGGAUUAACUGAUAAUAUCAAAGCUGUUUGUUGUGAUACAACUCCCUCAAAUCUGGGAAGUCGAAGUGGAGCGGCGAUUAUUUUGGAGCAAAUGUUACAAACGGAACUUUUGUACUUACCUUGCAGACAUCACAUUUACGAGCUAGUUUUGAAUUGUGUUUUUAUUACGAAAAUACCAGGUACUGAUGGGCCAAACGUUCCAUUGUUUAAGAAGUUCCAGGAAAAUUGGAGUACUCUCGAUAAAACCAAAUAUAAGAAUUUCUUAGCAGGAAAUAAAAUUCCUCAGAAAUUAUUAAAGAAGGUUAAAGAAACAAAUGCUAAAGUUCAAGAGUUUUUGUGCUCAAUCUUACCUCGAGAUGACUACAAAGAGCUCUUAGAAUUAUGUCAAAUUUUCCUUGGCACAAUGGAUGUUGAAAA
Cotesia glomerata is the source of this 1547-nucleotide messenger RNA. RefSeq lists its product as uncharacterized. Bases 1 to 918 code for a protein of 305 amino acids. Lineage: Eukaryota; Metazoa; Arthropoda; Insecta; Hymenoptera; Braconidae. The record is from RefSeq and is a predicted model, not a curated record. The transcript has 3 exons.